UUUGAUGCAAUUCGCAACUCCGUAACAAAGGGGAAGCCCCUAAUUACUGCACAGAAAACAACAGUCCUAGUUCAGUGUGACGAGUCCUUUCUUUGACGCAAGCAGUGUUUACAAUGCGGAGCGUGUAGUUGCCAGCAUGCAAUAACAGACAUACAUAAACGUGAUCCAUCUUCAGCCACUGAAGCCGUUUUGUUCGGAACAGAGACAAAAUGGAACUUAGGAAACCUGAGGCCUUUGUCCUGAUCUUCAUGUUGCUCGUCACGCUGUGCACCGCUGUCAAUCCCACAUCGGCGGGCGACUCUCCAGUAAGCACUGGGGCUUUGUCUCGCAAGAAACGGUACCUUACCUUUCCGCCCGGAAGCAUUUUGCAGCUUGGCUACUGUUUGACAAUACCGGCCAUCAUCCCUGAUGGUAUUUGGACCUACGGAAUUACUUUUGGUACAAAUUGGGAGAUUCCCACUGACCCAGUGGGGCUGAAGGCCCCGAAAGAUGCCGAAGUGGUGCAUCGGAGACAGAGGCGGGAUUUAUACCAGAAGCUACGGCCCAUGAUGGACACGAUGGGUCUGGAUGGGGACUCAUGCAUUUUGCGCGCACUCUGCGAGUCAGGUCAACGCCCACAGGGAUCCAAAGGGUCCUUCCUAGAAGAGAUUCUUCAUAUUAUAUUCACAUUACCACGAAGCAAACUUUCGAGCGAUUCAGCCGAUGACGACUUAAAGAAAUACGACGCUGCGUACAAAACGAAGGCAGAUUGCGCUGUGUUAUUCCCUUCUUGUCUCAAGGACCUGGAUGUGUCCUGAUGCAGCUGCACAUAAAAGGAUACGAAUUCCUUACGAAAAGGAAUGCUUAAAAUUUUUGCCAUCGUGGCUACCGAGACAAGUCGUGACCGUCUCAUCGUCAAGAAGUUUCGAACUAUUCCAAAGAACACAGUUGAGAUGGUAUCAUGAAUAUACCACAAACCCUCCUACAAAAUUAAUGCACAGAAAGGUACAAGAAUAAAUAUACGAACAUAACAAGGAACGAAAUAUGCAACAAAAUAAUAUUAACGCUGUGCGUAAUAAAUCAUUUAAAAUGAAGCGACAACAACU
Molecule: messenger RNA, 1085 nt
Organism: Cryptotermes secundus
Lineage: Eukaryota; Metazoa; Arthropoda; Insecta; Blattodea; Kalotermitidae
Exons: 6
Coding region: 210-797 (195 amino acids)
Source: RefSeq, a predicted model, not a curated record